GAGGCUACAGCGAGUGUCGCAUGGUCUUCUCCAGAAGUGAGCAUCUCGCCUGGCACAUAGGAAACACACCGGCGAACGCCCCUUCACCUGCCAUUGUGGAAAACAGUUUUCUCGUCUCGACAACCUCCGCCAACAUGCCCAGACCGUACACGCAGACAAGCAGGACCAGAACGAGCGUAUGAUGCGCGAACUCACCUCUCUCCAUGCCUCCAUGGCUGCCGCAAACAAGGCUGGCCAGUCCAGAGGGAAAAGAGAUAACCCCGCUCUUCACUCCCUCGAUCUCGUAAAAGAGGAGGACCAGCCUUCGCUUCCCAUCCACCAGCGUCCCGGCACAAGCACUGGCUACGAGGGCACCGACAGCAUCCUCUACCACUCUGACCACUGGUCAGACGACCUCGAUCGCUCAGAUACAAGGGCCCACAACAGUCAUUCCUUUCGUGACUCCACCCAGUCCUUUCUUGCCCCCCCAUCAGCUUCAUCUCCAUUCCUCCUCGGUUCACACUCCCAGUCCUUUCUCCCCUUCCCCACCAACUCAUUCAACAUCGGUCUCUCCUCACGGGAUGGUC
Molecule: messenger RNA, 566 nt
Organism: Serpula lacrymans var. lacrymans S7.9
Lineage: Eukaryota; Fungi; Basidiomycota; Agaricomycetes; Boletales; Serpulaceae
Exons: 3
Source: RefSeq, a predicted model, not a curated record